This is a messenger RNA of Letharia columbiana, 1500 nucleotides long. RefSeq lists its product as uncharacterized. The coding region runs from base 1 to 1500 and encodes 499 amino acids. The transcript has 5 exons. Gene Ontology annotation, cellular component: mitochondrion. Gene Ontology annotation, molecular function: homocitrate synthase activity. Lineage: Eukaryota; Fungi; Ascomycota; Lecanoromycetes; Lecanorales; Parmeliaceae. The record is from RefSeq and is a predicted model, not a curated record.
AUGUGCCCAACCUGCAACGGUGAUGUCGUCAAUGGCACCAAUGCUGAUGUCCCUGCAACAACUAAUGGGCAUGUGAAUGGCACCAACGGCUAUGGGCAACACACACCGCACAAUCCACGGAGGCAGCCUUUUGCCUCCGUCGGUGACUAUCUUUCCAAUCUCUCAAACUUCAAGAUAAUCGAGAGCACUUUACGUGAGGGAGAGCAGUUUGCCAAUGCAUUCUUCGAUACAGAUACCAAGGUCAAAAUAGCAAAAGCCUUAGACGCAUUCGGAGUCGAAUACAUCGAGCUCACUUCUCCUGCAUCCUCGGAGCAGUCACGCAAGGACUGCGAAAUCAUUUGCAAUCUGGGGCUCAAGGCCAAAAUACUCACUCACGUUCGGUGCGCCAUGGAUGAUGCACGCAUCGCAGUAGAAACAGGAGUUGAUGGCUUGGAUAUAGUCAUUGGGACAUCACCGCAGCUGAUGCAGCAUUCGCACGGAAAGAGCAUGGACUACAUAAGAGAUACUGCACUCGAGGUGAUCCAAUUCGUCAAGUCCAAGGGCUUGGAAUGCAGAUUUUCCUCCGAGGAUUCUUUCAGAUCCGAUCUUGUUGAUCUACUCAACAUAUACUCAAUUGUUGCCAAGGCUGGUGUGGAUAGAGUUGGUAUCGCAGAUACCAUUGGUUGUGCGAGCCCAAGACAAGUGUACGAUCUUGUCCGGACACUGCGUGGGGUCGUUCAGUGCGACAUUGAAACACAUUUUCAUAAUGAUACCGGUUGCGCCAUCGCCAAUGCCUACUGCGCGCUGGAAGCCGGAGCUACACACGUUGACACAUCAGUCCUGGGCAUCGGCGAGCGGAAUGGGAUUACCCCACUAGGAGGGUUCGUUGCACGCAUGCUGGUCGCUGAUAGAGACUACGUGAGGAGCAAGUAUGAUCUUACGAAGCUCAAGGCUAUUGAGGACUUGGUCGCGGCUGCUGUCGAGAUCAAUGUCCCCUUCAACAACUAUAUUACUGGCUUCUGUGCAUUCACACACAAAGCAGGUAUACAUGCCAAAGCCAUUCUAGCCAACCCCACCACGUACGAGAUUAUCAAUCCAGCGGACUUUGGCAUGACCCGCUAUGUCCACUUCACAUCGCGCCUGACUGGUUGGAAUGCUAUCAAAAGCCGUGUCAAUCAACUCGGUUUAGACAUGACGGACAGUCAGAUCAAGAGCUGUACUGCAAGGAUCAAGGCUAUGGCCGAUGUCAGGCAUUUAGCCAUCGAAGACACCGACGCCAUUAUCAACGCUUUCUACGAAAAUCUUUACUCGGAGCACAAUAACGAGAAGCCACUACUGGACGAUAUGACCGUUGAAGAAAAAGUACGAUUCGCUCAAAAGGAGGCGGAGCUAAGUGAAGAACCGGAGUCACAGCACCUUGAUCAAAUCGUCGACCAACAGACGAAUGUCCUGGCCAAGAAUGACGUCAACGGUCACGAAGGUGUGAAUGUUUUGAACGGUGAGACAGCCGCUGCGGCGUGA